AUGAGAAGCUCUAACAUUUUUGUGAUUCUACCUUUGUUCCUUCUUCUAGUGUCUAUUGAAAACAUUGUGCGAGUAUAUGGUGAAGAUCCUACAUAUGGUUUUACUUCUGUCCCUUUAACCGAAGCAAAUUUUGUGGUGCAGAAGCCAUACAACAUACCAGUUGAGCAAAGGUAUAGUUUCAUUGAUGGUGUUCAUAGAUUUUGGGUUUAUGCUCACGACAAGCCUUAUUCUCCUGGUAGCCCUACUCAGCCACGCACAGAGAUUCGCAUAAAGGGGCUUGACUACCACUCUGGUGUUUGGCAAUUUGAAGGUUAUGGGUAUGUGCCAAAGGGAACAUCAGGUGCUACAAUAGCACAGAUUCAUGGUUCAGGAGAUGGUGUGCUACGACAUUGA
This is a messenger RNA of Vicia faba (fava bean), 393 nucleotides long. The record is from the annotation of a GenBank genome assembly. Lineage: Eukaryota; Viridiplantae; Streptophyta; Magnoliopsida; Fabales; Fabaceae.